CCUCCCUCCGCCUCGCCGGCCAUCGUUCCCGGGAGGCGGCCGCGGCGGAUGGUCCGCGUUGUCCCGCCGCUGCUCCUGCUGCCGCCGCCGCCGCCGCCCCCCGCCCGCCCCUCACGGAGUCGUCGUCGUCGUCGGCGGCGUCGGCGGCAGAUGGCGCGGCGGGGAGCGGGUUGGCGGGGUGGAAGGCCGUCACCGCCGACACCACCACCGCCACCGCCGCCGCCAUCAUCACCGCCGCCGCCGCGGCGGUUACUUUUGGCUUUAUUGCUGUUGUUGAUGCCGGCUUUACCGGGGUUGGGGCCCGCAGCCGCCGCUGCCGCCGCCGCCGCCGCCGCCGCCGCCGAGGAGGUGGCGGCGAAGGAAUGCGACAAGCCGUGCGCUAACGGCGGGCGGUGCCAGCCGGCCAGCGGGCAGUGCGAGUGCCAGCCCGGCUGGGUGGGCGACCAGUGCCAGCACUGCGGGGGGCGAUUCCGACUCACUGGCCCUUCAGGGUAUGUAACGGAUGGGCCUGGAAAUUACAAAUACAAAACAAAAUGCACCUGGCUCAUUGAAGGAAGGCCAAACACAAUCCUCAGGCUUCGAUUCAAUCACUUUGCGACAGAGUGCAGUUGGGACCACUUGUAUGUGUAUGAUGGAGAUUCAAUUUACGCUCCCUUACUGGCAGCUUUUAGUGGUCUUAUUGUUCCUGAGAAAGAUAGCAAUGAAACUGUACCAGAAGUUGUAGCUACUUCUGGAUAUGCCCUUCUGCAUUUCUUCAGCGAUGCUGCCUAUAAUUUAACAGGGUUUAACAUCACAUAUAAUUUCAAUAUGUGUCCCAAUAAUUGCUCCGGCCGAGGAGAGUGCAAACUCAAUAACAGCAGCAAUGCUCUUGAAUGUGAAUGUGCCAAAUAUUGGAAGGGAGAAGCCUGUGAUAUUCCGUACUGCACAGAUGAUUGUGGGGCACCCGAGAGAGGACACUGCAACUUUAAUGAUACUAAGGCAUGUGUGUGCUCUGCAGGCUGGCAAGGUCCUGGCUGUUCAAUUCCUGCUCCUGCAAACCAGUCGUUUUGGACCCGGGAGGAAUACUCUUUUCCAAAACUUCCUAGAGCAUCUCACAAAACCGUAAUCCAUGACAAUAAAAUGUGGAUCAUUGGAGGCUAUGUCUUCAAUCAUUCUGACUCUCAGAAGGUUUUAGCGUAUGAUCUUAUUUCUGAAGAGUGGCUUCCACUGGACAACACUGUGAACUCCGUAGAGAUGAGAUAUGGUCAUUCGUUGGCAUUACAUAAGGACGAUAUAUACAUGUAUGGUGGAAAAAUAGAUGCGACGGGGAACGUGACCAGCCAGCUGUGGGUGUUCCACAUUCCCACCCAGACCUGGGCUCAAGUGACGCCGAAAGCCAAGGAGCAGUACGCUGUUGUUGGCCACUCGGCACACAUCGUCACCCUGCAAGACGACAGUGCCGUCAUGCUCGUCAUCUUUGGGCACUGCCCUCUUUAUGGGUACAUCAGCAACGUCCAGGAAUACAACCUGGCCACAAAUACAUGGAACAUUUUACAGACGAGUGGAGCUUUGGUGCAAGGAGGGUAUGGUCACAGUAGUGUUUAUGAUCCAAAUACAAGAUCAAUUUAUAUCCAUGGAGGUUAUAAAGCAUUCAGUGCCAACAAAUACAGGCUAGCAGAUGACUUGUACAAAUAUGAAGUUAAUUCCCGUAUGUGGACUAUUCUUAAAGACAGUAAAUUUUUUCGCUAUUUGCACACGGCUGUGAUAAUGAGUGGAACCAUGCUGGUGUUUGGAGGAAACACGCACAAUGACACCUCCAUGAGCCACGGCGCAAAGUGCUUUUCUUCAGAUUUCAUGGCGUAUGAUAUUGCUUGCGAUCGGUGGUCUGUUCUUCCUCGCCCGGGUCUCCAUCACGAUGUGAACAGGUUUGGACAUUCUGCCGUGCUGUACAACAGCACCAUGUAUGUAUUUGGAGGCUUCAACAGCCUCCUCCUGAGUGACAUCCUGAAGUACACACCCGAGAGAUGUGAAGCUUUUGACAACGAAACGGCCUGCUUGCGAGCAGGUCCUGGCAUCAGAUGCGUGUGGGCUACCAGCCCUCCUCGCUGCGUGCCCUGGGAAAUGGCGACGGUAGAGCAGCAGCAAAAAGUCUUCGAAGACUGUCCUCCCAAGCCAGCUGUAGACAAUGAAAAAUGUGAUCAGAUUACAGACUGCUAUAGCUGUACAGCAAAUACAAACCACUGUCAAUGGUGCACUGACCAGUGUAUCUCAAUGCAUAACAACUGCACAGAGGAACAGGUUCCUAUUACUCUGUAUGACAGUUGUCCUAAAGAUAACCCUGCCUAUUACUGUAACAAAAAGACAAGUUGUAAAAGCUGUGCCAUGGAUCAAAACUGUCAGUGGGAACCUAGGAACCAGGAGUGCAUCGCUUUACCAGAAAAUAUUUGCGGAACAAACUGGCAUUUGGUCGGCAACUCUUGCUUGAAAAUUACAAACGCCAAGGAGAACUAUGAUCAUGCCAAACUGUCCUGCAGAUCCAACGGUGCUUUGCUGGCUUCUCUCACGACCCAGAAAAAGGUAGAAUUUGUUCUAAAGGAGCUGCAGAAGAUGCAGUCUUCGCCCAAAACUUUGACUCCAUGGGUUGGACUGAGGAAAAUCAACGUGUCGUAUUGGUGCUGGGAAGACAUGUCUCCCUUCACCAACACCCUGCUCCAGUGGCUCCCCGAUGAACCAAGCGAUGCUGGAUUUUGUGGUUAUUUAGCCGAGCCUUUCCAGCAGGGACUGAAGGCAGCAACGUGUAUCAACGAAGUCAACGGCAGUGUCUGCGAAAGGCCAGCGAACCACAGCGCCAAGCAGUGCCGCACGCCCUGCGCCCUGCGGACGGUGUGCGGGGAGUGCACGAGCGGCAGCUCCGAGUGCAUGUGGUGCAGCAACAUGAAGCAGUGCGUGGACUCCAACGCCUACGUGGCCUCUUUCCCCUACGGGCAGUGCAUGGAGUGGUACACCAUGAGCAGUUGUCCGCCUGAAAACUGUUCAGGCUACUGCACGUGUGCUCACUGUUUGGAGCAGCCCGGCUGCGGGUGGUGCACCGAUCCGAGCAACACCGGCAAGGGCAAGUGCAUCGAAGGCUCUUACAGAGGUCCGGUCAAGAUGCCAGCCCCAUCCGCAACAGGGAAACACAGCUUGGAGCCCGUCCUUAAUGUCAGCAUGUGUCCUGUGGAGAACAACUAUAAUUGGUCUUUUAUUCAGUGUCCAGCCUGCCAGUGUAAUGGGCACAGUAAGUGUGUAAAUGAAAGCAUCUGUGAGAAGUGUGAAAAUCUGACAACUGGCAAACACUGUGAAACUUGUAUCUCAGGCUACUACGGCGAUCCUACUAACGGAGGAACAUGUCAGCCUUGCAAGUGCAAUGGCCACGCGUCUGUCUGUAACACAAAUACAGGGAAAUGUUUCUGCACCACCAAGGGAAUAAAAGGAGACGAGUGUCAACUGUGUGAAGUCGAAAACAGAUAUCAGGGAAAUCCACUUAAAGGAACGUGUUACUAUACUCUUCUCAUUGACUAUCAGUUCACCUUCAGUCUUUCUCAAGAGGAUGAUCGCUAUUACACAGCAAUCAACUUUGUAGCAACACCCGAAGAGCAAAACAGAGACCUGGACAUGUUUAUCAAUGCAUCUAAAAACUUCAACCUCAACAUUACUUGGUCCACAAGUUUUGCAGCUGGCACGCAGGCUGGGGAGGAAAUUCCAGUUGUUUCAAGAACCAAUAUAAAAGAAUACAAGGACAGUUUCUCCAAUGAGAAAUUUGAUUUCCGCAACAAUCCAAACAUCACUUUCUUCGUUUAUGUCAGCAAUUUCACCUGGCCGAUAAAAAUACAGAUUGCAUUCUCACAACACAGCAACUUUAUGGACCUGGUACAGUUCUUUGUGACAUUUUUCAGUUGUUUCCUGUCUUUGCUCCUGGUGGCAGCUGUGGUUUGGAAGAUUAAACAAAGUUGCUGGGCAUCACGACGAAGAGAGCAACUACUCCGUGAGAUGCAACAGAUGGCAAGUCGCCCCUUCGCCUCCAUCAACGUUGCCUUAGAAACAGAUGAAGAGCCGCCAGAUCUCAUUGGGGGAAGCAUAAAGACUGUACCAAAGCCAAUAGCGCUGGAGCCCUGCUUUGGGAACAAAGCAGCCGUUCUCUCUGUAUUCGUGAGGUUGCCUCGAGGACUUGGGGGUAUACCACCACCAGGACAGUCAGGUCUUGCAGUGGCCAGUGCACUGGUGGACAUUUCACAACAGAUGCCAAUUGCCUACAAAGAGAAAUCGGGUGCAAUACGAAAUCGGAAACAGCAGCCCCCUGCACAGCCAGGAACCUGUAUUUGAUGCAUGGACAUCAGAAACUGUUUAGGGUUUUAAACAAAAUGGAGAAGUAAUUCCUAGGAGGAGGAGGAGAAGGAUUUCCAAGUUGUGUCACAAGAGACUAGAAGCACUCAGAAAAACACAACUUCCUUGAACCCAACUUUUUCUCUCAUCUACGUGAUAGUUGGCUUUGUUUGACAACUGCUCCACUUAAGUUUUACUGACACGUGGCUUCAGAUUGCUCCUUUGUUUUCUUGAAGUUUAAAGUAAAAUAAUUUUAUUGCAGGUCCAGUAACAUCCGAUCACCACCAUUCAUGGUCAGUGUAAAUAGAACAGUAGUCCAAUAUGAAUGACACUCAGGUUUAUACAUGGAAAGUGCUUUGUAGUUCAUGUAUUUAUCAAACUGUACAAAAAGAAAAAGAUGCAGUGUUUACAGGUGUCAGCUCUCAACACAUAAACACUACUAUUAAUCUUCAAAGCAUCUUCAUCCUUUGUUUUCAUUUAAUACUAUAUGUUUAUUCCCUCAUUAUUUAAGUGGAACUCUCUUCCAGAUACAGCGUUUUUGUAGUCAUCAUGGUCCAGAACAUCAGGAACGCAAAAGCCGGAGUGGUUUAAAGGUUGAUGUUGCGUGUUGCUCAGACCACAUGCAAUACCUGGAGAAGUUGAAUGUUGCUUUUGAAGGACUCAGUGUUUACAUAGUCUUAACCUGCUUGGCGUACACCACACACAAGUGCCUAGACUUGAACAGAUCUAGGGAGUGAGGAGACUGCUACACAUAUUUCUUUUCAACAUAAUUAUAUUCCUUUUAAAUAUAUAUAUACACACAGAUAUAUAUAUAUAGUCACCCAAGGCAAUCUGUGUUCUUUGUAAUAUAUCACGUGCAGUCAGGGGAAAAUGGCAUUUUCCUGACCAAAAAACUACUCAACCAGAUGGGAAAUAUCUGGAGGGAAAGCAGAGUUUCAGUAUCUCAUAAGACAACUCCUGGUUUCACCAGCUCUUUUAAUAGAAGCAGUUUGUGUUCCAGGUCAGAUACGUUAUAUUUCUUCUGAUUUUUCUCUGCCCUUUUGGCUUCUUUCCCUGCCCCUUCCAUCCUGCCACUCUUCUGGAUGAGAGCUGAGCUGUGCCAGGGCUCAGAGCCAUCGCUCCUCAGCAGAAGGGUUUGCUCUGUCUCCUUACAAGGUGCAAAAAGCAACACUCCAGGUGCCAGAUCAUUUGAGGAUGGAGUAAAAAAGAACUUUAAAUAAAAAGCAAGGAGAGCAGCUUCGUUUGGCCACAGGUUUGAGUUCUACACGAUCAGUUACUGAUAUUUCCCAUUGGGGUUGAACUCUCGUAGAUGUUGAAGAAGGUUUCCCGUUGGGGUUGAACUCUCGUAGACGUUGAAGAAGGUUUCCCGUUGGGGUUGAACUCUCGUAGACGUUGAAGAAGGUUUCCCGUUGGGGUUGAACUCUCGUAGACGUUGAAGAAGGUGGCUUGUUGGUGAAAAGGAAGGGACUUGCAAACAGCAAAGUUAAGGCUUGGCUUUUGGGGGACGUAUCAAACCGUCUCAAGUACUCUGACUAGUUGGAAUUAUGUUUUGAGGUUCAAGGUUGGACUUAACCCAUCAAGUCUGCACGUGCUGGUGCCCAACGUCUCCCUCGAUUCUGGAACGUGGCGCAGUGCCGGGGCCGCGCAAAGUUGUGGUGUUGAAGCCGGUAGGAAGAUGUUACGUGAAGGUGCCAAACGAGGCGUGUAAUUGUUGCUUAAUCACAGUAAGUGCAGUUUCAUUCAGGUCGCUGAGUUGCUGGUUUCUGAUGAGGACAUCUAGUAUUUAUGAAAUGGAGAACUAACAAAUCGAGGGCAGCGAAGGAAAGUACUCUUGAGUCUUCUGGCCAGGUAGCACCCUCUUCCAAAAUGAAACCCAAGUAACUGCGUCUUUUUUUGUGCAUGUUUUGGUGAUCGAUCACAUAUCAGCCACUCAUUUUUGGUUUUGUUUUUUUUUUUUUAACCAUGUAUUUUAAAGAAGCUCUUUGGAGCGCAGUGGCAUCGCAAUAAAGACAUGAAUUGCUGUGCGUGUCUGGACAGCAGUGAUGGGGGACAGCCUGCUGGUUUAAAGACAGUGGUGGAUUAUAAUUCUGAUUUAAUGUGUCAUUUAAUAAAUACAAUGGGACUGCAGAAAAAAUAUUGUCGAAAAAAUGCAUUUUAUAUAUAUACACGUGUGUGUGUGUAUUUAUAUAUAUAUAUAUAUAUAUAUAUAUAUAUAUAUAUAUAUAUAUAAAAAAAUGCAUCUGUUUCUAAACUGGAAGUUAACUGCCCCCUGGGGAGAAGAAAUUAUGGGACGGAAAGGGGUGAGCUUUGUCCUUUAGAAUUGAAAGGGUUUAGGCAAUUUAAGUUUUAACUGAUGCACAGAUUACCUCAGACAGAUUCAUCUCCUGAAAAUAUUUUCUAACUUCCUAUGUGUAUAAGGCUAACCUGAACUAGAGAAAUAAUACUGGACUAAAAUCCCUCCCCUGUUAUUACUUUUCAUGUUUUCAGUCGUGAUGCACAUCCUCAUGUUCAGAGAUGUCAUCUUCUUGUUUCUCCAACACUUUUUUGGGGAGGAGAACUGCCAACCCAAAUUGAGAAAGCUCUUGUGCUUAAGUCUCCAUAUUUAGGACAGCACUUAAGCAGGUGCUUAAAAGUUGUUGCUUAGGUUUUCCUGAACAGAAACAACUUUCAGAACAAUAGGCCUGGAGGAGUGAUGUAGUUUUACGUUAACAAAAAGAUGUAAAUGUGGUUUGUUGGUUGGUUGGUUUUUUUUUUUUUCCCCCCCCUGGAGAGCUGGGUUGUCUGGUCUCAAAAGCUUAUGGUGGAGCGUGCCCAGAAGUGUAGCCACAAAGUGAGGUGUCAGAUCUUGGAAAGACGAGCAAAAAUGAUCAAACUUUGAGGUUUAGCAGAACCAAAAAAUGUAAAUAGAGGAACAAGACUUAUUUAUAUAAAUAAAAUGAAACAGCUCCUUUAGGAUGUAGCUCUGCUCUGCAUCUUAUCUCCAUAUUGAUGAGGGGAAAAGAGAACUCUCAUACAUAUUUCUGCUGCAAACAGUUUCAUCCCAGCUUAAAGGUAAAACAGAGACGAAGGUGGGAAUGGAUGGGGGGAAGAAGAAUUGCCGGUGGUUUAUCACCAGGCCAAUAUCAAAAGUGAAGGAUUUGUGGGUUUAUUUCUUUUGGAGGUGAGGGUGGGGGAAGAGCAACCUUAUUUCAUGGGAGAAUCUGUAAAUAAAUGAAAAAUAACACACCGAUUUUGCACUUGUACAUAAACUAUACAGUAGCGUGCAGAACAUUGAAAGAUUUAAAGUGUAUAUAAACCAGAAAAAUAUUGAAUGUAUUUUUGAUGCAUUUUAAAUGAUGUAUGAGUUUUGUCUUAAUAACUUCUUCAUAUGAUGAGUAUUAGAUAACUUUCCAGAGCUUUAAAGAAACAUCAAAUUAUAUUCGUGAUAUCUUGCAGUAUAAAGCAGGGAGGCAUAACUUGACUUUUAUGUAUUCAAAUGCAUUUCACUUAAAUGUAUAAGCGCAGUAAAAUACGGCUCUUCCAUUUGAAAGGGGGGAAAAAAAAACGCUUGAAGACAAGUAAUAAAUGUACUUAAAGUAGUCAUUACUUGGAGGAUUAAGUCAGCAGUUUAAGCCUCUACCAUUAAGAUUGUGCCAGUGAUUUCCAUUCAAAAUCACUAUUUUUCAAGCGUUUAUAACUGGCUGAAAUUCAGCAUUCAAGGUCUCAACCCUCAGAACAAUUCUAUUCAUUGAGAGUAGCCUUUAAAAAAAAAAAUAAAAAUCAGAAAUGUUGUAGCCCUUUUAUUCUAGAAAGCAACAGUGCCAUUGGAUCUCCAAAUCACAUACGUUUUUUUGGUGCACCGUUUUCCAUUCUUUUUAGCCCAGGAUUUUCUCUGGACUGUUGUAGCAUGAGCGACAGGAGACCCUGCCACAGCAUGGGUCAAGAUGUUGGAUACAAGAAGAUUUAUGGGACACAACUUUUGAGUUAUUGCCACUCUCCCUGGGCUUAAAAUGCGCUGUAUCGAAAUUGCCAAAAUAAAGCUAUACACGAUGGGGUAAUGCCUGUGAUUAGCAUAAAGUCAUAGUGUAUAACGUACCAAAAUUUGAUGGUAUGGUACCAUAAAAGCAUGGCAGGCCCUGUUGGCAGAUACACGCUUCUUAGGGGUAGUUUGUAUACUAAAUAUUGCUCAGAAACAUCAUUUUCCCUGCAGUAAGUGUUUACCAAAAUACAUAGUCGCUGGGUUUAUAGUAUGGUUUUAAAAUGGCAGCUCAGCUUGCUUGGCCCUAAAUAAGCUGAAAUGAGCUUUUGAUGAAAUACCCUCACUCAAGAGGCUGAAAUAAAAAUUGAGGCUUUCCCCAUAACCCGCUGAAGGUCCAGUGCCGCAAAGAUGAGGCUGAUUCUCUGUCCUUAACUGCUCCCGAUGUUAGCAGCUGCUUUUUCUUUUCCACGAGACCCCGAGUUAGGGUCGGAGCAUCAGCUCCAUCUCUGAACCCGCAAAACCCCUUUUCCCAGCAAACAGGGAUUUGCCGGCACUGAGCUUGCGAGAAAGCAAAGAACGGACCCUACGUGCCAGGAGCGACUUUUAAACUCAUCCAUCCAGCUCGCAGUAAGCUGCCGAUGUCUCUUCUUUUCCCGUUUCCUUUUUCUCUUCAUUUGGGAAUACCACAUGGGAAAGGGAGGGAGGGGGUUCGGGGUUUUCGGAGCCGCCGGAGCGAAGCUGCGAAAGCGGGUUGGGAGAGUCGUGCGUGUUUUAAAUGGAAAAGUACCGCUGGCAGAUGCGCGCCGGAGCGUUCAGGGAUGCGGGAGCAAAGGGAAGGGAGGGAUAGGUGUGCGUUUCUCAUUUUCGGACGUGUUGUUGGCAAUUUUAGUCAAAUUCACGCUCUUUCUGUUGAUAGCUGCUUAAAUUAAAUUAGUUUCUAUUGCUAGGAAUACUACAAUAAUGUGUAUAUGCUGGGUUUUUCUGCUUCUGCGUCAGGGCAGGUUUUGUUCAGUUUAUUAUUUCGUUCUAACACUACGCGUGGACUAUUUUUGUGCGUCUUCCAGGUACUAUAGUUCUUUACAUAUUUCCUCUACAUUUAUCAUUGAUUCCACAAACAUCACCAGAAGAAAGAAGAAGAAAAAAAAAAAAAAUUGUGGAGGAGUGUAACAUAUGUCAGUCCAUUAUUAUUUUUUUUUUAAAAAAAGCAAAAAGAAAAUAAAAAUAAAGAGUUUUAUAUUACUCUGAAAUUUGUGCACAAUAAAUGUUCUUUACACUAAGAUCCUUGAAUUAAUUGUAUUCUGGAUUUUUUUCUUUGUUCUGUAAUUAUUUACGAUUCUUAUCUGUGUUCAGACUUGAGCUUAGUUUGUUAAUAUGUAUAAUUUAGCAUUUAUUGCAUUCAUAUGUAAAUAUGAGCAAGUAUUGUAAACUAUUUCAUUGCCGGGGGUUGUGGGUGUUAUACAUACACACAUUUAGGACUGCAGUUUUUGGUAUAAUUUUUUGUAUUGUAAAAUAACAGCUAAUUUAAAGCAGGAACGAGAAAAUUAUUGGGAGGUCUGUGCAUUUUAAAUACAAAUGUGAAGUACAUGUAUAUAAAUAAAAGUAAAUAAUGCAAA
Aquila chrysaetos chrysaetos is the source of this 9912-nucleotide messenger RNA. It is a transcript of the gene ATRN, whose product is annotated as attractin. The transcript is spliced from 29 exons. Gene Ontology annotation, molecular function: protein binding. The record is from RefSeq and is a predicted model, not a curated record. The coding region runs from base 49 to 4341 and encodes 1430 amino acids. Lineage: Eukaryota; Metazoa; Chordata; Aves; Accipitriformes; Accipitridae. Gene Ontology annotation, cellular component: Golgi apparatus.